Messenger RNA from Vanessa tameamea, 3647 nucleotides. Its product is annotated as ATP-dependent translocase ABCB1-like. NCBI's taxonomy places the organism in Eukaryota, Metazoa, Arthropoda, Insecta, Lepidoptera, Nymphalidae. Gene Ontology annotation, cellular component: membrane. Gene Ontology annotation, biological process: transmembrane transport. The annotation marks the transcript as partial. The transcript has 21 exons. Gene Ontology annotation, molecular function: ATP binding; ATP hydrolysis activity; ABC-type transporter activity. The record is from RefSeq and is a predicted model, not a curated record.
UUCUAUUGUUCAACAGUUAUUUCAAAAACCACUGUCUUACAGUUUAAAUUUGCCACAAAAUGGGAUAAGCUUCUCAUUACAGUUGCGUUAGUGGCUAUUUUUAUAGCGGGUGUGACCAUGCCGUAUGCAAUAGCCUUAGUAGCUAACGUAUUUCAAAAUAUGAUUGACUACGCUAAGUCUAGUAAGGAUCACAUUUCUUACGAAGUGUUUUUAAAAUCUAUGCAUGACUUUGGAAUAAAGUAUACUUGUGUUGGCCUUGUACUGUUUACGGGCGGAUAUUUGGGUACGGCUCUUAUGAAUGUUGCAGCAAUAAAUCAGAUAUUUAGAAUAAGAUUUUCUUAUUUGAAAGCUGUACUAAAUCAAGAUUUGGCGUAUUACGACUUGCAUCAAACUGGCGACUUUGCUUCGAAAAUGGCUGAGGAUAUGAUAAAAUUAGAGGAAGGUAUAGGCGAUAAAGUAUCAUCCUUAGUGUAUGACACUGCAGUGGCGGUAAGCUGUACACUGAUGGCUUUAAUAAGAGGUUGGAAGCUAGCGUUGCUUUGUCUUUCUACCGCACCGAUAACUUUCGUACUUGUGGGAUUGACCGGCAAGAUAUCCGAUCGCUUAUACAAGAAGCAGGCACAAGCAAAAGGCAAAGCCAGCGCCGUCGCUGAAGAAGCCCUGAGUUCAAUUAAAACUGUUUACGCAUUCAACGGACAAGAAAAAGAAAUAGAUCGUUACAAGAAACAUCUUGCAGAUGCCAGGAGAAUUCACAUUCAGAAAGAAUUUUUCACUGGCUUGUCAAUGGGGUUUCUGUAUUUAUUUAUCUUUAGCUCUUACGCUUUGGCCUUUUAUUUGGGUAUACAUCUUGUAAUAAACGAGCCUCAGAGAUACAAUGCUGAUGUUAUGUUUUCUGUAUUCUUUGGAGUGAUGACUGCACUAUCUUAUUUCGGUAUGAUAGGUAAUCUAAUGACCUCAUUGGGGUCAGCUCGAGGUGCUGGUACUUCUAUUUUUCAUGUAUUACAUAAUAUACCGACCAUUAACACUUUAGAAGACAGUGGAAUUAAACCAGACUCAAUGGAAGGAAAUAUUGAAUUUAAGAAUGUAUCUUUCGAUUAUCCGUCUCGACCUGGAAUUACUGUAUUGCAUGAUGUGAACAUCAAUAUAUCAAGUGGUCAGUCUGUAGCUCUAGUGGGAAAAUCUGGCUGUGGCAAGUCCACAAUCGUUGCUCUCAUAUCAAGAUACUAUGAUGUUGCUGACGGUAGUGUAAAAAUAGAUGGUAAUGAUGUCCGUGAAUUAUCUGUGCGGUGGUUACGUAGUCAGAUCGGAUUGGUUAACCAAGAGCCUGUGCUUUUUAACACAAGCAUACGUGAAAACAUUCGCUACGGACACGAUGUUGUUUCUGAUGUUGAUAUAAUUAAAGCCGCGCAACAGGCUUAUGCGCACGACUUCAUAAUGAUGUUACCAUCUGGUUAUGACACUUUAGUAGGAGACCGUGGUACCUCUCUGUCAGGAGGACAGAAGCAAAGAAUAGCUAUUGCACGCGCCCUUGUGCGAAAUCCUCGUAUCCUUUUACUCGACGAAGCCACUAGUGCUCUCGACACACUAUCGGAAUCUAAAGUACAAGAGGCAUUAAAUGAGGCAGUGAAAGGUCGAACGACUGUAAUAGUAGCGCAUCGCUUGUCGACUAUACGAAAAGUGGAUACGAUAUACAUGAUGGAAGAUGGGCUGGUGGUAGAGUGGGGGAGUCACGAAGAAUUGAUGAAUCAAAAGGGCUUAUACUACAAAAUGUUUAGGACAUCUGAAUUCAUCGAUAUAAAUAAACGAGAAAUGCCAAAUGACGUCAAUAACGGUAAGACACGAAUACAAGUUAAAGAUAUCAAAGAAAUCAAAGAAAGAUCGUCGCUAUCUUUUUGGCAAGUGGUAGCGCUCAAUGCGCCCGAGUGGAAGACUGUCGCUUUGGGUAGUUUGUGUUCAAUCAUAGGUGGCUUUGCUAUGCCAUUAUUUAUAGUUGCUUUUGGUGAUUUAUUUGGGUCUAUGGCUAAUCCUGACCCCGAACACUUGCUAAAUAAAGUGAAAGUAAUUUCAUUUAUUUGUAUCUGCAUCGGUUGUGCGACAGGACUGUCUAAUUUAAUUGAAACAUACUCCUUUGGUAGUGCUGGUGCGUAUUUGACCGAAAGGUUACGCCUGUUGAUGUUCACUCACUUGUUGCGUCAAGAUAUUGCUUAUUUUGAUGAUCGAGCCAAUUCUACGGGAGCACUUUGCGCCCGACUCUCUGCCGAGGCCGCUUUCGUCCAAGGCGCCACAGGUCAACGAAUUGGUAUAAUAUUGCAAGGCGUGGGCUCCGUUGGCUUGGCGUUGGUCCUCGCCCUUUGGUUCCAGUGGCGCGUCGCUCUCGUAGCAUUAUCGUUUCUCCCAAUAAUUAUCUUUGUCAUUUGGCAGCAAGGCGUAGCCACUGAUAAAGAAUCCUCUGGAUAUGCAAAAGCUCUUGAAAAUAGUACUAAGAUAGCUGUCGAGGCAGUUUCGAACAUCCGUACGGUAGCUUGCCUAGGUCGGGAACGUUGCGUUGCGCAACAGUACGCAGACCGGCUCUACCCGGCGCUGGCUCCGGCGCGACGCGCUGCGCACUGGCGGGGCAUCGUCGGGGGUCUUUCUCGGUCCAUGUUCAAUUUUGUUAAUGCUACAGCCCUCACUUAUGGCGGCCAACUAAUAGUAACGGACGGAAUUGCAUACCAGAACAUUCUUAUUGCUACCCAAGCAUUGCAAAUGGCGUCGUCUCAGGUUCAGAAUGCAUUUGCAUAUGCGCCCGAUUUCCAGAAGGGUACAAAAGCAGCUGCAAGGAUCUUAGAACUCCUGAACACUAAACCUCUUAUCAUGAAUCCUGACAAACCUGUAGAUAAUUUUAAAGCUAGCGGUGAUGCCAGCUUCAGAAGAGUUAAUUUUGAAUACCCUAACAGGCCAAAUUUAACAGUUCUCCGUGGUUUAGAUUUAGAGAUAAAUCGCGGUAAAACGAUUGCGAUUGUUGGUCAAAGCGGUUGCGGAAAAAGUACAGUUGUUCAAUUAUUACAGAGAUAUUACGAUCCCGAUGCUGGCGCAGUCCUUUUAGAUGAUGUGUCUCUUAAUAAAUUACGCCUCAACGAUGUACGUGCUAGUUUCGGUUUAGUAUCCCAAGAGCCUGUGCUGUUUGAUCGUAGCAUACUUAAGAACAUCGCUUACGGUGAUAAUUCGAGGAUAGUAUCAGUAGAAGAUGUGAUCGAAGCGGCGAAACAAGCGCACAUUCACAAUUUCAUUGUUUCAUUGCCACGGGGUUAUGAGACUGAAAUAGGUAUGAGAGGUGUACAGUUAUCUGGAGGUCAAAAGCAAAGAGUAGCAAUAGCAAGGGCUCUCGUACGACAUCCCUGCAUACUCCUUCUUGAUGAGGCGACGAGUGCACUUGACAAUGAAAGUCAAAAGUUAGUACAAGCGGCUCUGGACAGUGCUUCAGUAGACCGUACAUGUGUACUUAUAGCGCAUCGCCUAACCGCAGUGCGAGACGCCCAUAAAAUAUGUGUGCUCCACGAUGGGUGCGUUGCAGAGCUCGGGACGCAUGAGCAGCUCAUUCAACUCAGAGGAUUAUACUCUAACCUCGUCAUGAUGGGACUUUAAACAAAAAGUUACAAUUUUUUUCU